Messenger RNA from Biomphalaria glabrata, 1931 nucleotides. Its product is annotated as protein Spindly-like. The record is from RefSeq and is a predicted model, not a curated record. NCBI's taxonomy places the organism in Eukaryota, Metazoa, Mollusca, Gastropoda, Planorbidae. The coding region runs from base 218 to 1747 and encodes 509 amino acids. The transcript has 11 exons.
AACAAAAUAGCAACUAUCUGGCUAGGCGGCAACAAUAUUUUUUUCGAAAAGUUAUUAUGGUUAACUGAACAAAUAAUAGAUCUAGAUCUAUAACUAUAAAGAUUAAAUGUCUAUAGAAACAAGACUAGAUUGAUCUAGAUAUCUACUAUCUAGGAACACACGCUGGACGUAAUCAUCUUUUUUUAUUUUUGCAUAGAAGUUUCAUCACAUUGGAGAAAUGGAGUCAUCUCUAAUAAAUGAUGAUAACAUUCUACUUGAGGAAUUAGAGCUCAAAAAGCAGGACCUUUAUAAAGCUAAUCAAAACAUAGAGAUCCUAACAAGAAAUCUUCAGCACUUGGAGGAAGAGAACACAGAAUUGAAAACUGAAUUGGAUGAAUACAUUAAAAGAGCUGGAAAACAGAAUUGGAAAAAUGACGAGAUCGCUAAAUUUGAUGGAAUAAAUAGACAGAAGAUUACAGAUCUGCAACAUUGCCUGGAAGAAGCUCAAGCGUCGGAGAGACUUGCUGUGGAAGAAAAAAGGAAUCUAGAAAAGAAGCUGAAGCAGUUCUUAGAGACUGCCUCUUCUUGUGCGCCUGCUGCGUCAGGACAAGAUGAUGAGAUCAUUCAUGAGCUACACUCUAAGCUGUGCCUCCUGGAAGAAGAAAAGAUGUCCUUGAAAGAAAAGUUAGUGGAAGCUGCAUUAGAGCAUCAACAAAAUAUUAAUGAGCUAAAUGGGCUGCGUCAAGAGUUGAAAGAGAAAGAAGAAGAGAUUGACUGUUUAGAGAAUCAGUUUACCUCUCAGUGUAAUAUUAAUGAACACUUACGAGAUGAAAACAUGGAACUAAAAUCCAAAUUGGAAGCUGAUGUGCUGCAAGUUGGCACCAAUAAGAAAGGGAACUCUUUAUUUUCUGAGGUAGAUGAUAGAAGAGUUAUAGCUGAGACCAAAAUUGUCAAACUUGAGUCCUUUUUGAAAAAAUUGGAAGAGCAACUGACUAAGGAACAAAAAGAGAACAAAAGGCUAAAACAACAAAUUCUUUUAUUAAGGCAAACAGCCAGCACUGGGUACUCUGAGGACAGUGUCAAAGGUUUCAUGGCAGAACUAGCAGAAAGUAAACGAAAGAUUAUUCAGUUGACAGAAACAUUGCAGAAGAAAGAACUAGUGCGACAUGAACCAAGAGAGUUUCGGUUGCCUUCAUUGGACAGUACAAGUGACAGUGACAAGUUGUAUAUCAAGUAUUUACAAGACAUCAUUCAGGACAAUAAGAAAGAAUUGGACUUAAAACUUCAGGAGCUCCAACAAAAAGACUUACAGCUGAGGAGAAGUGAAUUGCUUAUAGCUGAGGUCAAAAUGGAGAAGACAAGUCUGGUCCAUGAGAGAGAUAAAUUGAAGUCAAUGAAUGCUCAUUUAAAUGUCAGCUUGCAGGAACUGCAGAGGAAACAUGAACCAGAAUUGUUUAACCCUCCUUCUUUGGACAAAGUGAAAAUUAUUCAAGAGGAACCCAAAAUGCUGAGUAUAUGUAACAGUAUGGACAACAUGGGGAGUAACUUUCAGAAAACUGGAAUCUUGAAAGACAUUGACCUUUGUAAGGGAGAAAACAAAGAAAAUGUAAAAGACCAUGAACCUGGGAAAAGUUUUCCUGAUGUAAACAAGAGUUCUCUUUCUUGUGCUCCCAUCAAUCCCAGUUUGCCCCACACACAACCGAAUGUGAAAUUUAAGACUGUUACUUAUCAAGAAGUGGAGGCGCCAUCUGAAUGCAAACAGCAAUAAAUGAUUGAUCGAAUAUUUUAUUUAUUAAAUGUUUGGUUUUUUGCAAUGAAUAUAUUAUUAAAACAGACGAUAAAGCCCAAAAUGUUUUGAUUUAUUUGUGAUUGUAGCACAGCUGAAAUUGUCAGUGUCCCUAAACGGGAACAUUAUUUUUAGCUUCUUUCCCAGUCAUUUUCAAGAUUAGAUC